AUGAAAAAAAUUGGUAGUAACAAAAACUCAAGAAAAAAGUGGCUAUAAAUGUGCGCAGAAAUCUUCACACUCGAGACAUUCACACUCUUCGUGCUCUCCGCCACCAUUUCUUCUUUCCUCUUCUCAAAUUUUCAGAUCCAUUUCAUUUUUCCUCUUCCUUUUCAUCCCAUGGCUUCUUUCACUGCUUCCUCUGUUUCCAUCUCCUCCGCCUUUUGCUCCUUCAACCAAACCCAGGGUUCUAAUUUGAGGAAGGCGUCAGUUUCCUUCAGCGGAAAGAGCUUCCCUUCUCAGAGGCUUCCAUUGCCUCGUUUCCAAAUUUCCUGCGCGGCCAAACCUGACACAGUCAAUAAAGUGGUUGAAAUCGUGAAGAAGCAAUUGGCUCUUCCUGAUGAUCGACAGGUCUCUGGAGACUCGAAGUUUCAAGUGCUUGGUGCUGAUUCUCUUGACACGGUGGAGAUUGUGAUGGGACUGGAGGAGGAGUUUGGGAUAUGCGUUGAGGAAGAGAGUGCUCAGAGCAUCACUACCGUUCAAGAAGCAGCAGAUCUCAUCGAGGAACUCCUGGAGAAGAAAUGAUGAACGACGGCUUCAUCUCUUGUAGGUUUGUGCUUGGUACGAGGUAGUACUUGGUUAGAGAGGGGAAAAACGCGAUAAUCUAUCCAGCUUUUAUUGUGCUUGCUUUAUUUCAUCAAAAUGAACUGGCUUGCUUUCAUUUGCAGCUACCGUCAUUUUUUUUUUCUUCGACUUGCUUCCAAUGGAACGAUGUUUAGUAUCAUCUGAAUGCAAUCUUAUUAUUACAAAAGAUUUAA
This is a messenger RNA of Salvia splendens (bonfire salvia), 806 nucleotides long. RefSeq names its product acyl carrier protein 1, chloroplastic. Gene Ontology annotation, molecular function: acyl carrier activity. The transcript has 4 exons. The coding region runs from base 49 to 573 and encodes 174 amino acids. Gene Ontology annotation, biological process: fatty acid biosynthetic process. The record is from RefSeq and is a predicted model, not a curated record. NCBI's taxonomy places the organism in Eukaryota, Viridiplantae, Streptophyta, Magnoliopsida, Lamiales, Lamiaceae.